Messenger RNA from Durusdinium trenchii, 2118 nucleotides. The record is from the annotation of a GenBank genome assembly. NCBI's taxonomy places the organism in Eukaryota, Dinophyceae, Suessiales, Symbiodiniaceae.
AUGUGGGAGGGCCUCUCCCACACGCAGCUGCCUGGCCUUUCCUGGGAGGAUGAGUAUCAGCUGCAGCGCUCUAUUGGCAGUGGGUCCUUCGGUCAAGUCUUCUUGGUCCUUCACAAAGAGGAGCAGCGGGAGUACGUCCUGAAGAGCAUCGAGCUGCAAACGGCAUCGGAUGAAGGGCGUCAGCAGAUGGAACUGGAGGUCCAGCUGCUACGGACCAUGCAGCAUCCAAACAUCGUGGCUUAUCGCGAUUCCUUUAUCGAUCGUUCCGGGCACCUUUGCAUAUUGAUGGAGUACUGCGAGCAUGGGGACAUCUUUACCCACCUGCAGGACUUGCGUCGCACGCAGAUACCACACGAGUCGCAGCUCUUGGAAUGGUUCACUGAGAUUGUUUGGGCGCUGCAAUCGCUGCAUCAGCAGAAGAUCCUGCAUCGUGACUUGAAGACCCAGAAUAUCUUCCUGGCCGGGAGUCGGCCUCCUUUGGCCGCCAAGCUCGGCGACUUUGGAGUGGCUAAGGUCCUGUCUUCCACCGCGGACCUGGCUAAAACGCAGAUUGGAACGCCCUUCUACAUGUCUCCAGAGCUCAUCAAUAGCCAUCCCUACAGCUACAAGAGUGAUGUAUGGGGCUUGGGCUGCGUCUUGUAUGAGAUCGUGAAUGGUCAUCGAGCCUUCGAUGCCCAGAGCUUGAACGGACUGGCUUUAAAGAUCAUCAAGGGCAGCUACACGCCCAUCUCAGCCAGUUGCAGUCAAAGCACCAAGCAGCUGAUCCAGGCGAUGUUAACGAAAAAUCCCAGCCACAGGCCGUCGCUGAAAGAGAUCCUUCAUAUGCCUUUGAUCCGGUCCAAGAUCCUGCCAGCCUACAGGAGCUCGAUCGCGGCUGGAGCUGCGGACGCCAGGCCGGGUAUGGCGGGCACCUGGCUGGCUGGCGCUCAAAGCCAACGAGAUGGGGAAGAAAUGGAGGAAUUUCCAAAAGCGACCUUUGACAUCCAGGGUAAGUUGGAUGCAUCAUACCAGAAGAACAAAGAGGAGCGCCGGACGACGCGCUGCGACACCGGCGCGGCCGGUUGCCCCUUUGGCGGAACGCCUGGCGCCAGCCGCGGCAGCUUCACACCGGAGGCAGCGCUUCCAGUUCGGACGCUGGUGGAAGGACAGGACUUCGCGGUCUUCCAGCGCCAUGGGGCCACUGCACGAGAGGCCUCACUGAAGGAGAUGCUGGAAACCUUGGCAUCCUCUGCUGGUAUGCGCGCCAUUUUGAUGGGUGAAGUCCAUGAUGAUGCAGUGACACAUCUCUUGCAGCUUGCAGUGCUGAAACACCUGAGGCGACAUGGCCAGCGAAGGCUAAUCCUCUCGAUGGAGAUGUUCGAAAUGGACGUGCAGGAGGUGCUCGACGAGUAUGUCUUGCACAAGGCCAUUCGUGAGGAAGACCUAUUAAUGGACUCCCGUCCCUGGGGGAACUACUUGGAGGACUACAGGCCAUUGGUCCAGUUCUGUCGAGACGAAGGCAUCCGUGUGAUUGCCGCCAACGCGCCGCGGCGCUACGUCUCGAUGGUCUCUCGGAAGGGCGAGCAGUUCUUGCGAGGGCUUGAGGCAAAUGGGUGCCGCUCUUUGCUACCUCCUUUUCCACUUCCUCUUCCCAGUCCAGCCUAUCGAAGAAAAUUCGAAGAAACCAUGUCCAUGCCCACCUUGCAGAGUGACACGGGUGGCAGCUGUCCUUUCAUCGGCUUUUCCAGCGAGGAUUUGCGAAGCGUGCGGCCUGAAACCAUGCAGGCGCAACUCCUGUGGGAUCAUGCCAUGGCAAAGUCUGUGGCUGAAGCGCUUCGAGCUGACCCGGAGGCGCCGGAAUGCGUGGUCUUGCAUUUGUGUGGCGCCUUCCAUUGCGCUCAUGGCUUGGGCAUUCCAGAAGCCUUGCCACGCUAUUGCCCUCAGCUUCAUCCGGAGGCAGAGGUGUUGCACAUGGGCCCAAAGAGGUGUCCUGAAGGCGUGACCAACAUUAUUUGUUGGCCCGGCUCCGUGGGUGCUACCCUGAAGGCGGUCCGUGGUGGCUCAGUGCCCAAACCCUUGGAAACCAUGGGCGACUGGGUCAUCAUCACCGAAGAGACCUUCCAGGAGACAAAAACCUGA